CCACGCAUCAUCUCCACUCAAACCUCAUCCCUUUCCCUCCUUUUAUACCCCGCCUACCUACACUGCACUCCUUAGCCAUCUCGCACUCCUCCCUCUAAAACACCGACGCUGCCGCCGCCAACAGCAACAAUGGCCUCCCUCUCCGCGCCUACUACAACCCUACUAAACACCCCCUUCAUCAACACCUCCCUCUCCUCCCACCGCCCCGCUGCGGUCUCCUUCAACCUCAACCUCGGCCGAGGCAAGGUCACCGCGAUGGCGACCUACAAGGUCAAGCUCAUAACACCCGACGGGCCGAUGGAGGUGGAUUGUCCGGACGACGAGUACAUCCUCGAUCUCGAUGCGGCGGAGGAGGCCGGGAUCGAGCUCCCGUACUCGUGCAGGGCGGGGUCGUGCUCCUCGUGCGCCGGAAAGGUGGUGGAGGGGAAGGUGGACCAGAGCGACGUGAGCUUCUUGGACGAUGAGCAGAUGGAUGCCGGGUGGGUCUUGACUUGCUAUGCCUACCCUCGAAGUGAUCUCGUGAUCGAGACUCACAAGGAGGAGGAGCUGGCUUGAGGAUGACUGAUGAAUCCAUAUGUUGCUGUUAUGCUUAUCCUUUUUUUUUUUUUUUGGUUACAUUGUUUGAGGUUGGAUCUUGUUGAUUUUGAUUUGAAGAUGUAUGGCUACAAAGUUAAUUAAGGCUGAUCUUAUGUGUUAUGGCUUCUUAUGUUA
Messenger RNA from Asparagus officinalis (garden asparagus), 711 nucleotides. Its product is annotated as ferredoxin-like. The record is from RefSeq and is a predicted model, not a curated record. NCBI's taxonomy places the organism in Eukaryota, Viridiplantae, Streptophyta, Magnoliopsida, Asparagales, Asparagaceae. Gene Ontology annotation, molecular function: electron transfer activity; 2 iron, 2 sulfur cluster binding. Gene Ontology annotation, biological process: electron transport chain.